Adineta ricciae is the source of this 1869-nucleotide messenger RNA. Lineage: Eukaryota; Metazoa; Rotifera; Eurotatoria; Adinetida; Adinetidae. The record is from the annotation of a GenBank genome assembly.
AUGUCACGAAAAACAUCCGCAACACCAAAUUUUUCACUUGAUCCGGAUUUGUUACGCGAAUUAAACGCGCGAUAUUUACACGAUAUUAAUUCCACUCGAACGGCACCUGGAACGACAAACUUACCUUUAGAUGGAAAUGGACUUCCAGCUUUUCUCUUACCCCCAUUCCUUCGUGCCGAACAUUAUCAUCAACAUACACACACACAUGAACAUAAUUUAAACAUUUUAACACCAUCGAAUAAUUCGUUAAUAAACGGAACUAUUAAUAAUUCAUUAAUAGACAAAUUAUCCAAAUCAGACAACGGGCUUUCACCAUUUUUGCGAACGAAUAAUUUCUCUUUGCCACCACCUCCGCCAAUCUUUCCACCAUUCAAUUCAGCUAAUAAUAAUAAUAAUAAUAAUAAUAACAAUUCAUCAACGAAAGAACUCGUGUCAUCACCAUCAUCAGAAAAAUCGGAUAAAUGGUGUGCAGCACAUGUGAGAAUAUCAUGGAUGAUUUAUCAUCAACAACAACGUUCGAAAGAAAAAUUAUCUCCAUCAGAUAAUAAAAAAGACGAAGAACAACAAAAAUCUUCAUUAAAUACAAAAUUACCUGAUUUAAUCACAAAUACAAAGCCGCUUUUACCAUCAGCAACUAAUGACCUACCUCUUCAAUUACCUUCGACGUAUCAAUCACCACUUUUACCUCCGCCAGCAUUCAAUUAUCGAUCGCCAUUUGAUUUUGCUGGUUUCAACAACAACGGACCAUUUGGUCGUGUUCCUCCAUCAUCAUCGUCGUCGUCGUCGUCAACAACUGCAUUCGGUGGCCUGGGGUCUUUAUUUCCUUCAACACCGCUCCCACCUCGUCCUCCUUCGUCUUCCUUGACGAUUGAUCGAAAACCAGAUAUGAAUGGGCCAGUAGCCGCAGCUGCUGCUCUUGGUCUUGAUUGGUCACGAUUUCAUCGUGGCUUGGGACCAGCACCAAUGAUUCCACCUAUGCCAUCUCUUUCAUCCAUAAAUGAGAAUUCAUCAUCGAAGAAACUCGAUGACACAUCUAAUAGUAAUUACGACAAUAAAAAACGUUCAUCAUCUGUUCUUAAUAAUGACGAUGAUCGUCGAUCUUCUUCUCAUUUAAUGCUUCCCCCAGCACAUUUAGCAAAUGCCAAUUAUUCUUCAUCAUCGAAUCGUUCUCGUUCUCGUUCACCUCAUCCAUCAGUUCAUCAUCAACAUCAUCAUCACUCGUCGAAUUUCUUAACUAAAACUUCCUCAUCUUCUCCACCAUCACAUUCAUCUUCACGGAAACGUCAUUCACCUACUAUAAAAUCGGCAAAUAUCUCAGAUACGUCGAAGUCAUCCUCAUCAGGUUUACCUUCACUUCCUCUUCCACCAACCUUCGGUGCUCUAGACCCAUUGACGUUAUCAAUGAUCGAGCGACAACGUUUAUCUGCUGCUUACGCAUCUCUAUUUAACGCCGCAGCAAAUUCCUCCUCAAAUAAUUUUUUUCCGCCAAAUCUCGAUUCACCGACAUUUCGUCCGAAUGGUUCACCGAAUCUUUUUCCAAAUCUCGAUUCGUCGGCAAUGACUGCUGCACUAAUGCAGCGCGAACAUUUUCUCAAUUCAAUUCGACAACAGCAUGAACAGAUCAAUGGACGCGAACGCGCUGCUCUUGCUUCAAUGAGUAAAACAUUGAAAUCUUCGUCAAAAUCUGAACAAAUCACAACUGAUGAAACACCUCGAAUCAGUCCGAAAGUAUCGACAUCACCUGGAUCUCAUUCGUCAACUUCGUCUUCAUCGAGAUCAUCGAAAAAAGUUAAACGAGAAAAAGAUUCGCCUUCGCCUCCGACCGAAAAUAUCGAAACGAAAUUGAAAGAAUCAACUUCUUCAGCAUAG